Carya illinoinensis is the source of this 777-nucleotide messenger RNA. RefSeq lists its product as uncharacterized. The coding region runs from base 1 to 777 and encodes 258 amino acids. The record is from RefSeq and is a predicted model, not a curated record. Gene Ontology annotation, molecular function: RNA-DNA hybrid ribonuclease activity; nucleic acid binding. NCBI's taxonomy places the organism in Eukaryota, Viridiplantae, Streptophyta, Magnoliopsida, Fagales, Juglandaceae. The transcript has a single exon.
AUGGAUUAUUGUCCUGAAUUGGGUGGAAUUGUUUCUGAUCUCUCUUUUUGGCAUUUGGCAAAUUUGGCUCGUGAUAGAGGUUCUCAUGAUGUGUUAACUACUUUUUUGGUAGUUGCUUGGGGACUAUGGAAUAGGAGAAACAAGUUUAUUUAUGAGGAUGUAUCCCUGAAUAUUAAUACUGCUGUUAAUAAUGCUUUGUCAUUAAAACAAGAGUAUACUAAGGUGCAGGUUUUUCAUGAGUUUGAUAAAAGGAUCAAUUAUGUUGUGUAUUGGCAUCUCCCUCCCAUAGGUUGUCUGAAAUUAAAUGUUGAUGGUGCUACAUUUAGUGACUCUUUUUCUGCUGGGGUUGGGGUUAUUUUGAGAGAUCAUAAUGGGGAUGUUGUGGUAGCUGCAAGUAAUGUGGAAAGGGAGGUUUCUUCAGCUGUAUUUAUUGAAGCCAUUGCUUUGUUGAGAGGCCUACAACUGUGUGUUCAGUGGGGGGUACCUAAAAUCAUAUUAGAAUCUGAUUCUUUGAUUCUUGUCAACUGUUUGAAUGAAAAUUCUGAGUGUCUAACGGAAUUUGAUUUCAUUUUACAAGAUAUUCGAAGGCUUAUGCAUGGGUUUGAAGAAACAAGACUUGAGCAUGUCCAUCGAUUGGGUAAUGGUGCUGCCCAUCAAUUGGCAAGAUAUGCAAAGGAAGUUGACGACAUUGUUAUGUGGUGGGAUUCAUGUCCUUCUUUUGUAAGUCAAGCUAUUUGGCUUGAUAAAAACUCUAUUUGUAAGGACUCUUUGAUAUGA